AUGGAAGCUGCUUUAUUACCAGAAGCUGGCGCCACCGAGGAUGAAGAGGCAGUGGUGUUACUCAGACUCCUUGAGCAGCAAGAAGAAGAAGAAGAAGAAAAGGGUGCAAUGUUCGAACAAGUUUUGCGAUAUUAUAGCAAUGGUUUGAAACAAGCGGGGGUGGGGUGUGUGGAAACAGAUGGCUGUCGUUGGAAAUCGAGUACUCAGGCUGUACUGCUCGAUCGACAGAAAUUUGCCCAUUUGAAUUAUUUUGGACAAAGCGUCUUUUUUCCCUUUUUUUUUCACGGGGGUGAAGAAUGGUCAACUCAAAAAUACCCUAUUGUCGCCUGUGUGACGCAUGUGCAAAAGCAUCUUUAUGCUUCUGAAAGCUUCUAUGUCAAUCUUGUGGUUCUCCAUCUGUCACUCAUGGGAAAUGCCCCCCUCCCUAGCAACAAUCAAAACACACAUGCAAAUGCAUAG
Mycotypha africana is the source of this 459-nucleotide messenger RNA. RefSeq lists its product as uncharacterized. The record is from RefSeq and is a predicted model, not a curated record. NCBI's taxonomy places the organism in Eukaryota, Fungi, Mucoromycota, Mucoromycetes, Mucorales, Mycotyphaceae. The transcript is spliced from 4 exons. The coding region runs from base 1 to 459 and encodes 152 amino acids.